Molecule: messenger RNA, 1408 nt
Organism: Pseudonaja textilis
Lineage: Eukaryota; Metazoa; Chordata; Lepidosauria; Squamata; Elapidae
Source: RefSeq, a predicted model, not a curated record
AUGGCCCCCCCGCCUAAGGGCCCCCCCGCCCGCAAGCUGCUCUGCAUGUGCAGCCUCUCGCUCUGCCUGACCUACGCCUGCUACAGCCUCAUGGGCGGCCCCGGCACCGUCCGCUCCCCGCUGGCCGCCCAGGGCUCCCCCAGCCCCGCCGGCCACUCCGCCGCCGCCGCCGCCGCGCAGGCAGCCGCCAUCAGCCCGCCCGCCGCCACCGUCCCCGGGCGACCGGCCGAAGGCAACGCCAGCAGCUCCGCGGACGAGCUGGCGGACGCCACGGCCACGCCGGCCUGUGGCGAGAAGCGGCUGCCGCAGGCGCUGAUCAUCGGGGUGAAGAAGGGGGGCACCCGCGCCCUGCUGGAGGCGCUCCGGGCGCACCCCGACGUCCGCGCCGUGGGCACCGAGCCGCACUUCUUCGACCGCAACUACGGCCACGGCCUCGACUGGUACAGGGAGCUGAUGCCACGCACCCUGGAAGGCCAGCUCACCAUGGAGAAAACACCCAGCUACUUUGUGACCGGCGAGGCGGCCGGGCGCAUCCACGCCAUGGCCAAGGACACCAAGCUGAUCGUGGUGGUUCGGGACCCAGUGACACGGGCGAUCUCCGACUACACGCAGACGCUCUCCAAGAAGCCCGAGAUCCCCACCUUUGAGGUGCUGGCCUUCAAGAACCGGACUCUGGGGCUGAUCGACGCCUCCUGGAGCGCCCUCCGCAUCGGCCUCUAUGCGCUGCACCUGGAGAGCUGGCUCCAGUACUUCCCGCUGGCCCAGAUGCACUUUGUCAGCGGCGAGCGGCUCAUCUCGGACCCCGCGGGGGAGCUGGCCAAGGUGCAGGCCUUCCUGGGCCUGCGGAGGGUGGUGACCGAGAAGUACUUCCAUUUCAACCAGACCAAGGGCUUCCCUUGCCUCAAGAAGCCAGAGGAGAGUGGCGCGCCCCGGUGCCUUGGCAAGUCCAAGGGCCGGACUCACCCGGUCAUCGACCAAGACGUCAUUCAGAGGCUGCGCAAGUUUUAUAAGCCCUUUAAUGUCAUGUUUUACCAAAUGACAGGCCAGGAUUUCCAGUGGGAGGAGCAGCAGGCUGGGAUGUGAUGCAGCCGUGGCAAACGAAGCGGGUUUUUCUCCAGAGAUCCCCCUGCAGUGACCAGAGCCUGACUUGACUUCCGAGGGCCAACUGCCCCCUGACCCCAGCAUUGGGGAUGAGGGCUCAGCGGACUGAAGAGGCAGCCAAAGCUUUGGGGGGGGUCUCUUUGGCCCCUGAUUCCUCCCACUUUCUGAGACCAGGAAGGCGCCCCGAGAGCCCCCAGCCCUGCCUUGGAGACCCCUCUACUGUCCCGAGAGAAGAGGGGGGAGCUGGGCAUCCUUGCCCCCCAGCUGGGGAAGAAGAGCCAUUUCACACGUCCUGCAUCCUGUGCUG